AUGUUACCGGCUGUACUCCACCUAUUCGAUGGUAUCGCUUGUUUGGUUUUGCCUAGAAACAAAGACAAUGCUACAGUUCGACGCAAUGCCACGAGUACAGGCGGUAACAUGUCAUCAGCCAGCGCAGCGCAGCCUGCAACUUUAUUAUUAUGUGGAAAAGUACUAGUAACAGGUGGUUAUGAUUCAUCCCAUAGCUUGUCUAGUUGCGAACUCUACGAUCCAACAUCGAAUAGGUGGAGUACAGCCGGUAACAUGUCAUCAGGCCGUUAUAACCACAGUGCAACUUUAUUAUCAUGUGGAAAAGUACUAGUAACAGGUGGUUCUUAUGAAUAUCCUAAAAGCUUCUCUAGUUGCGAACUCUACGAUCCAACAUCGAAUAGGUGGAGUAAAAUCUGA
Didymodactylos carnosus is the source of this 396-nucleotide messenger RNA. The record is from the annotation of a GenBank genome assembly. NCBI's taxonomy places the organism in Eukaryota, Metazoa, Rotifera, Eurotatoria, Philodinida, Philodinidae.